Messenger RNA from Chlamydomonas reinhardtii, 1621 nucleotides. RefSeq lists its product as uncharacterized. NCBI's taxonomy places the organism in Eukaryota, Viridiplantae, Chlorophyta, Chlorophyceae, Chlamydomonadales, Chlamydomonadaceae. The transcript is spliced from 5 exons. Bases 195 to 527 code for a protein of 110 amino acids. The record is from RefSeq and is a predicted model, not a curated record.
AUGUAUAGGAGCUUGGCCCGUUGCGCAUGCGCGUCAGGAGCCCUUGCAAGUCGGCAGCGCGUGCUGGCUUUGGCCUGGCAGGACCAGCAACUCAAAUACAUCGUUUGAGUUUGCGGGCGGUCCGUCAGUAUACCAUUACAAUCCAUUAUUAUCACAGGAAGAGCUAAGGGCAGUAGUAUCGCGACACAGGCAAAAUGAGCGCGGGGCUGGUCGCGGGGCACAACGCCCCUCGGCUGCGCAUCAAGGGGCAUGCUGCCAGCGUCCUCAGGUUCUUUUGUAUCUCGGUUGCCUUCACCAUCCUGUGGAUUAUGCUCACCUCGCAGCUGGGCCACUACAGCAAACUCUUCGGGCCGCAGAUUCUGCUGCAGCUCAACCUCGCCUUCUACCUGCCCUCCAUCCCCAUUCUGAUCCUGUCUGGCAGCCUGGAGCGCGCUCUGGACGCGCGGCUGGGCCCCAUCGGCCACAUCGGCGGCCUGGUCAUUGCGGCCACAAUGGCGGCAGCCAUAUUCGGAGACGUGGUGGGCUGAGAGUGAGAGGGAAGGUGGGGGGGCGGAGGUAAGAGGCGAGGGAGGCGGGGGCGCCGCCACGCCGCCGAGGCAGUCUCUCUGAGGAGGUCCCGGCGGGCGGCGGCACUGCUGCAUUGUUGAUUGAAGCCACAGGGCGGGCGCUUUGAUGCUUUGGUGGAGCUGCUGGGGCGGCGGCGGGUGGGGGGCUUGCGGCCUGCGGGACUGGAAAGCGUUGGUGCGUGCGCGUGUGUAAGUGUCAGAUGGGGGGGGGAGCGGCGUCGUGGGUGGCCGCGGUAAAGCCGCGGGCUCACAGUCACGGGCUAAGCGUAAUGCCGGCUAGAACGCCCAUGCAGGAAGGUGGCUCGCGAUUGUUAAUACAGGUGCUUUCAUGAUAGGUCCAGGAGGAGGUUCUUGCACAUGUGGUGGGAGUUCACCAAGGGGCACACUCGUCACCUCCAUCGGGCUCCAUGCACGGACACACCGUGACGCCACAUUCGCGAUGCAGAGCCGUUUGUGAUCUAGGACAAGCAAGAGCAGCAGAGGGGAUUAAAGACGCGUUCCCGUUGUGAUGGCUGAAACCCGACCCGCAAAUCCCACAAGGGUAGGCAGGCCAGAAGUCGCGAUGCAGAGCCGCAGUGCACCUGCAGGAAGGUGACACGGCUGUCGCAGCUUGGGUGCGAUGGGGCACCUUGGGACAUGGCAAGCAUCUUCGAUGAAAGGGGCAGUUUGGCGUAGUCCCUUGGCUGAUGAGCUGAGGGUGCGCAAUGGGAGUGUGAUGGGACAGGGCUCAGGCAGGUUUGCGAGGUCCCGUGGGAGUGCGAUGGGACAGGGUUAAGGCGGGUUGGUGAAUUCCCAGACCCCAGCACAUGGGCAAAUCUGCGACCGGGAGUGCAUGAGCGCGUGAACGGCUGGUCAAUCGCCAGAGUUUCUGUACCGACAAGGUGCUGGCUGGCUGGAAGUUUGCUGACGCGCAUUCCUCACGCUCCGGGCGCCCGGCCAGGUGAUAGCACCACACAUCCACACCACAACGCCACACUCGCGAUGCAGAGUCGCAGCGCAUCUGCAGGAAGGUGACCAGCGUCCACGGAUGAGCACCAAAGGCAACCGGCAAGGUU